CAUUGACAAAAACUGUCACUGUCAAGUUUUCUGAUAGGUUAUAACUAUUUUGGGCAUAAGCAACCGAUUUUUAAUUUUUUAUUUGGCCCAAAAAUUAUACCAUUUAAUUAUUAUUAGCAAUAUAAGCAUCUAUAAAACGGUAUCCUCACAAGGAUAGUUUAAUGUUUGAGGGACUUGCUGGUUUUAGCAUUUCAGCUGGUUUUAGCAUUACAGAAAGCAUAAGAAGGAAAAUGAAUUUGAAAUUUGUGAGUAGAUUAAUUACCCGUUACCACUCUACAUCCCUACAAUUCGUCCCGAAACAUGACACUGUCUCUGAGAAAGAUGUAAAUAUGCUCAGAGAAUUCAUAGCAAACUCCCAGCGAAUGCUCAUUCUGACAGGUGCUGGAAUCUCUACAGAAUCAGGAAUUCCAGAUUAUAGGUCUGCAGAUGUAGGCUUGUACGAACGAAGGAACUACAAACCAGUCAAACAUCAGGAGUUCUGUUCUUCCUUCCGAACGCAACAGAGGUAUUGGGCUAGAAAUUAUGUCGGAUGGCCAACUUUUUCUCAGCGACAACCUAACGUCACUCACAACUGUGUCAAGAAUUUAGAGACGGUUCACAGAAAAAUAUCUAGCGUUGUAACACAGAAUGUGGAUAAUCUGCAUUAUAAAGCAGGUAGUGAAGAUGUCAUCGAAUUACACGGCUCAGCAUACAGGGUGGUGUGUCUGGGAUGUAACAAAAAUUACGACAGAUACUACAUACAAGAAAAAUUAGAAGCAGCUAAUCCUAAUUUUAAAGAAGAUACUGAAAUGGUCAGACCCGAUGGUGAUGUGGAAAUAUCAGCUGAAAGGCUCAGUGAGUUUGUUCCUCCUAGUUGUGAGGAAUGCGGAGGAAUUCUCAAGCCAGAUAUUGUUUUUUUUGGAGAUAACGUACCCCGUCCUAGAGUAAAUUUAGUUAAUGAAAAAUUAGCGGAAGGAGAUUCUCUUUUGAUAUUGGGCUCAUCAUUAACUGUUUUUUCAGCUUAUCGAAUAGUUCUCAAGGUAGAUAGUUACCAAGGCCAUUUUGAACUGUUUCUAAUAAUUUCAAUAUUUUAGGCUGCAGAGACCAAUAAGAAUAUAGCGUUAGUCAACAUAGGUCCUACAAGAGCCGAUGAUAUUGUUGGAUUGAAAAUACAAGCAAGAUGUGGAGAAAUUUUGCCUUUAAUAUGUUAAUCAAUAGUUUAGUUACCUUAAGAAGGGAAUUUCUUCGUUUAUCAUUUUAUUUAUAUAAAAAUUCAAUAAAUAAAAUGGAGAUGGGAUGUUUGUCAAGUAAUUUUUUAGAGAAUGUGAAAUGAAUAUACUUUGUUUUUGAUUUGAUUAAAUCACUUUAGCACAUAGAUUUAUUAUGCUGUUCAUUAAUUGUUUAAUUUAUUAAUGACUUUUUAAGUGGUCUAAAAUGUUAAAAAGCUUAUUUUAUUGGAUAUAAUGGAAUUGUUAAAAACCAGUAUCUUUCUGUAAAAAUGUAUUUCAGAAAAGGUUACAUAUUAUUUAUAUAAAGAAUAAUAAAUACAGUUGGAAUUA
Messenger RNA from Coccinella septempunctata (seven-spotted ladybird), 1538 nucleotides. RefSeq names its product NAD-dependent protein deacylase Sirt4-like (gene Sirt4). Gene Ontology annotation, molecular function: NAD+ binding. The record is from RefSeq and is a predicted model, not a curated record. Bases 162 to 1073 code for a protein of 303 amino acids. Lineage: Eukaryota; Metazoa; Arthropoda; Insecta; Coleoptera; Coccinellidae. The transcript is spliced from 4 exons.